Molecule: messenger RNA, 1743 nt
Organism: Penicillium antarcticum
Lineage: Eukaryota; Fungi; Ascomycota; Eurotiomycetes; Eurotiales; Aspergillaceae
Product: U4/U6-U5 snRNP complex subunit PRP3
Exons: 1
Coding region: 1-1743 (580 amino acids)
Biological process (GO): mRNA splicing, via spliceosome
Cellular component (GO): U4/U6 x U5 tri-snRNP complex
Source: RefSeq, a predicted model, not a curated record
AUGGCGGACGCGUCAGGUAAUGCGCUCAAGCGCCCUCAUCCUCAGGAUGAAGACAACAACGCCAAAAGGACCCGCUCCAACAAUGGGUCUCCGGUACCUGGACAAGCAGCGCCUGUGAAGGGCAAGGCCGAUAUCGAAAAGAUGGUGGCCGAGGCCAGGGCAAAGGCAGAAGCUGUGCGCGCUCGUCUACAGGCUGCGCGUGGUGGCGCGACACCAACGGCAGCUACACCCGAUUCCUCCAGUCCUACUCCGCCAGCGCCAUCACCAGCGCCCAGUGCUGCAAUGUCGAGAUUGGAACAAAUGAAAGCCCGGGUUGCUGCAGCUACAGCGAAAGCCAGCACCCCUCCGCAACGACCUAGUGCACCCACUCCGUCUUAUCAACCUCCGGUCCGCGACGAUGAUGGAAUGUCCAAAGCUCGAGGUGGUCUGGAUGUUGGUCUCCACCCAGCACUCCUCUCCGAUGCUAAACCAGAAUUCCGAAGUGGAAAGGGACGACAGGCCAAGGCAACUAAACAUCGCGACGGCAAGGCCCAACUUGACCUCUCUGGUCCGUCUGUGGAGGAGAUCAAGAAUAAUCCUUAUUUUGACCCUACGCUUGCUCCCAAAGCAACAGUGGCCAAGCCGCGCCAGACUCGGCAACUCAUAUUUAACCAGAAGGGCAAAUAUAUUCAGCAGGCGGCCGCUCUGCGCAGGCAGGCCCAGUUGGAGGCAAUGAAGAAAAGCAUCGCAGCGCGAGCACGACAAGCUGGUCUUGAUGAGGAAAUGGAUGUGGAGAAGUCAUAUCUUGUUCCUGCUCCACCAGGUCUGGAAUGGUGGGAUGAAGGCUUGGUGAAUGGCAGCGACUACUCCGCAAUUGACGACCAACAAAACAUCAAAGUCGAUACCCCCGAUUCAAUCAUUACUCGCUAUGUUCAACAUCCCAUCCUUAUUGAACCCCCACAAGAGAAGCACGUGCCUGCUCAAAAGCCCAUGUUCCUUACCCCGAAAGAGCAAGCCAAGAUUCGUCGACAGCGACGUAUGGCAGACCUGAAGGAGCAGCAGGCCAAGAUCAGACUGGGUCUUGAGGAAGCACCCGCUCCAAAGGUCAAGAAAUCAAACCUUAUGCGAGUUCUAGGCGAACAAGCCGUCAAGGAUCCCACGGCCGUUGAAGCUCGCGUGACCAGAGAAAUCGCAGAUCGAAAAGAGCAUCACGAGGUCGCAAACGAGGAGCGAAAGCUGACUAAAGAGCAACGACGCGAGAAACUUGCAGCCCAGCAGGAGAAAGAUAUCUCCUUGGGCGUAUACCAAACUGUGUAUCGAAUUGACAGUCUCGCAAGCGGCAGAAACCGCUUCAAGAUUGGCAAAAACGCCGAACAAAACAAUCUCACCGGCAUGUGUGUUAUGCACCCGAAACUCAAUCUAGUGAUCGUUGAGGGCGGAAAGCACUCCGUCAAAAAUUACCGAAAGUUGAUGAUGAACCGUAUCGACUGGACCGAAAACCCAGGCUCCGACCGCAUGCCCGCAGACAGUCCUGAAGCCCAAGUGUCAUGGCUAUCAACUGAGGAUGAUAAGGGACAGCCAAGGGAUUUCAGCGAUAACACAUGCACUCUCCUCUGGGAAGGACAGACUAAGAACCGGUCAUUCAAGAGAUGGUUUGGUGCACGAGUCUGCGAAACAGACUCUGCAGCCAAAGACGCUCUUUCGCGAGCUAAGAUGGAAAAUUUCUGGACACUGGCAAAGAGCGCCAAGCCUGCCGAGCUCUAA